Messenger RNA from Strigops habroptila (Kakapo), 1424 nucleotides. RefSeq names its product sideroflexin 4 (gene SFXN4). The record is from RefSeq and is a predicted model, not a curated record. The transcript has 14 exons. NCBI's taxonomy places the organism in Eukaryota, Metazoa, Chordata, Aves, Psittaciformes, Psittacidae. Gene Ontology annotation, molecular function: monoatomic ion transmembrane transporter activity. Gene Ontology annotation, cellular component: mitochondrial inner membrane. The coding region runs from base 137 to 1096 and encodes 319 amino acids. Gene Ontology annotation, biological process: mitochondrial transmembrane transport; monoatomic ion transport.
CCUCAGGCGGGGGGGAAGGCGGCCCGGGCUCCAGGUCUACCCGCGGGGGGGUCCGAGGCGCGGCGGCUCCGUGCCCGGGCGGAGCGUGCAGCAGCCGGACCGCUCCCCGGCGGCGCCUUUCCGGUGCCGCGGCUCCAUGGACGCCAACCUGCGGUUCUGGAGGGCGGAGGGGCAGACUGUUUUCCAGAGGUUUCUGCUAUGGGCGGACGUGUUGGAUCCGCUGCUGCUGCUCAAGUCCUCCGACGAAAUAAGAAGAACCAGGUUAUCCAUACAAAACACCGGGAAGACCCUAAAUGAACCCAUACAGAAUGAUCAGACAAAACGAGCCUUCCUGCUAAGCCUGUCCAGUGUACAUCCUGAUACAGACAAGAUAAUUCCUAUUUUGUUUAGACCUCCAGCCUUCCUGCCUGUAUCACUUCCAUUGGUUGUUGCUUCAUCUGUUCACCACCAAGCAAGGCGAAGCUUUUUUUGUCAGUGGCUGUUUCACAUGUACACCACGGGAUUCACCCUCUUUAAUGGAAAUGGGACCCCAAAGGCUGAAGAGUACUCGAUUGUAGAAAAGCAGAUCUUCCUCAGCCUGGGAGCUGUUUCCUAUGCAGCGUGUAUUGGUGCUCUUCCUCUUGUCUUCAUGAAUCGUUACACACUGAAGAGCCUGUUUAUGCAUCUAGUCAUCAAAAAACUCCUACCUGCUCCUCUGCUUGGCUUGAUGAGUGCAUUUACUGUGGUGGUGGCGAGAAGCCCAGAAUUUGACAAUGGAAUUGAAGUGAUGGACAGGAAUGGCAAGGUUGUAGGAGUGUCACGGAAGGCUGGUGAGAAGGCCGUUAAAGAAACAGCAUUGUCACGAGCAGCCUUGUUUGGGACAACGUUCUUCCUGCCACCUGUGGUUAUGCACUUUGUGGAAAGAGCGAAAAUGGUAAAGAAUCCGCGUGCUUCGGCUUUAAUGUCAAUAUUUAUGAUUACAUCGGUACUAACAGGGAUGCUGCCGCUCUCACUCAGUAUGUUCCCGCAGUGUGGGGAGAUAAAGCGAGCAGACCUUGAGCCAGAAAUUCUCUCGUCUACAGAAGAAACGGAGUUCUUCUACAACAGGGGAAUUUAGAGAUUGGCUUUAACAUAAAAACAUGUGCUCUGGUGGAAGUGAAUUCUGAAUGUAUCAACAAAUUCAGUCGGCCUGUGUGACUGUAUCAUGAAUAUAUGGUGGCAUACACACACACAGGAUUUGGUGUACAAUGCAGUGGUCUAUGAAGAGGCAGACUUUGCAAAAUGAUAUUGCAAGCCCCAGCCCGCAGGCAGGUCCAUACACAUGACUUAAUGCUCUGAAUGAUGUUUGUACCAGGAAGCAGCAAAACACAGCAUUUGUCACAAACUGUGUCUGGAUGCUCCCUCCUGUGAUUGAUUUCUUAAUUAAAAGACUAUUUAAUACAGAA